AGGUGAAUGAACUGAAAAAAGAUAAGCUUCUCAGCUUGUUCUAAUGAGACAUUUUUAAUCAACACUGUCCAUAAUAUACCUCAAAUAUCAUGACAAAUGAUGGGAAUCCAGUCAAUAAAAACACACGACUUCAUGAUCUGAUGAAAGAUCCGGUCGACAAUGAAGAUGACAUCAUUAGGUUAUUAGGUAAAGAUCCACCUGUUGAUGUUAAUAUUCAAAAUGAUUUUGGGCAGACAGCAAUGAUGAUUGGAGUGAUAAGUCAAUAUUUAGAUUUGUUAAAUGUUUCAACUAUUCAGACAAUCUUGAAAUGUACAGAUUUCAAUUUAACGGACAAAUUGGGCAACACACUUCUUCAUCAUUUUGCUAGACAUGGUGUUGAGACAUGUUUUGAAGAGUUAUUAGGCAAGUGCAAUGUGCUUGCUCAGAACAACAAGGGAGAAACGGCUUUGCACCAUGUUCAAAAGGUUUCAACCGUGAAAAUUCUUUUAAAAUGGUAUGCUAAGCAAGAUUUUGGUACUGAAGCAAAGAAUUGGCCUGCUAAUUCUUUGGGUAAAAGCGAACUGUUGACAAAUCUUGAAGAUUAUUUGGAAAAUCCAGAUAAACGACCUGGUAUAAAAGAUAUCAUCGAAUUAUUAUGCCAAGAUACAAGCUAUCCAGUUCCAGGUGAUAUGAGUUCUGUUAUCAUAAAAACCCUGCAAUCAUCAUCUGAGACAGUGUGGGAUAACCUUGUCUGUAUUUUAGAUUUUGGGGCAGAAUCAGUUGGUGAAAUCCACAUCAAGGAGGCCAUAAAAAGUGAUGAUAUGAAAAAGUUUCGCCGGACAGUAGAACAUUGUAAUGAAAACAAAAUUGAAACGAUUAUUUGCUCAACAGAUGUUCUGUUGGCGUGUCUGAAACCCAAACCUAAAAGAAACGGAGACAAAUUUUAUGAAAUAUUGGUAAAAUAUUUGAAUAACAAAGAAUCUCAAUUGAUAGAUAUUAAAGACAGCUACGGAUGUAAUAUUGCUCAUUAUUUUUGUAAGUACGAGAAAUAUGAUUUGCUGCAGGAUCUACUCGAUCAGGAAAAAUAUCUGGUUAAAGCUCUGUUUAGAGCAACCGAUAGUUCAAACUUGUACCCACUUGCUUUAGUCAAAGAUCCAGAACCAAAAUUUUUCGAGCUCUUCAAAGAUUAUUUCGAUUCUUCAGAAAAAGGUUUUGACAAAGUUAAGCUUGCCUCUCCAACGGUAGAUUUACUACAUUAUGCUAUCGAGAAAAAGAAGAAGUAUGUCAAUAAAUUGCUGGAUGUUGGUUUUCCUCUAAGCAGCGAUGUCAAUGGGAAAACACCUCUCCACAAAAUUGUGCGUUAUAAUGGGCAGGCUUCCUUACUGGAGAAAGCACUUUCUUGCCAAACAGAGGGAGAUGAUGUCGACUACAUAAAUAAAAAGAUGUGUUUGGCUUCACAGCUUUGGACUACACUAUCUUGUACAAAAAGGAGGAGCAGUUCAAAUUUCUUAGACAGCGCAGAGCAUGCAUUGAUAAAAUUCAAGUUGAGAAGAUGAUGAAUUAUUUAGCGUUUGAGAAACAUUGGAAUGCAGCAGAAUUGAAUUUCAUCCUAGAGGACCUUGGAAUCUCUCAUCCAACCGAAGAAAACAAGGAGUUUGUACGUGAAAUAAAGAUUGGACUUACAAAAUCUGAAAAAACUCAAGCUCCCCAAGGCAAACAACUUUCUUCCCAGAGUAAAAAGGACCCUGUAUUGUUCAACAUUCUUGUUGCUCAUUCAGCAGCAACACCACUUUUGCCUGAAACCGGACAAAAACAAAAUGACAACGAAACUGUUGUAUUUUGUCACAGUCUUCCGUAUGAGAUGCUCAGUAUUGAACACCUAAAUAACUUCAAAAACCUUGUAAACAAACAGUUGUAUGUUGUUCAAGAUGCAAAAGACCCCGCACUGCUGGACCUGCUAUCUAAACUCCUUGGUGUUGAAGCAAGUCACGAGAAGAGUGUGCCAGACAUCUUUAAUCUCAAGAGAGGAGAUGCUAAACAGCUCCAAAUAUCCCCACCGAGCACUGACCUCCUGAAUUAUUGUCCUGAGCAAGAGUUAAAACUAUUCGACGAAAGAUUUAGAGAAGAUUUGGAGAAUCAUCUUGGUAAAUCAGGGUAUUUCUUUGUCAGCAAGUGCAAUGGCUUCUUUUCUAAGAACUUUUAUAAUAUGUCUCUAGACGUCUCUGAGAUUGAAAUGAAAGAAGCACUAGUAAGUUUCAAACUACUCGACCCAUUUUACACGGAGUCGGGAACCAAAGAUUUCAGUAAACGUAUUAGCUCCUCAUGGAACACUAAUGUCAAUGAAUCUUCUGCCAAUCAUGUUGAAUUCAGGGUGAUGUACCACGAAACGCUGAAUGUAUCAAGAUUCGCAACACCUCUUAUCUGCUCCCUUCUUAUCUCCAGAUUUAUGCUUAUUCCCCGAGAUGGCAAGCUACUGAUCGUGUCUCCAGAUUUGCUCCUGGCUUUCCACGUUAAUACUCAGGAGGGAUUCGACUUUGUUAGAGUGGAGAUUUGUAGUGAAUCAGAUCAGAUAAUUACCAAGGAAAUUCGGCAGUAUUUCUCUAGUCUGUUGCGCAGCCGUGAGGUACAAAUAGAUCUGAAAAAGCUUGAUAUGGAGAUUCUGGAAGUAAAUGAGACUGUGAAAUCUAACGAUAUCGAGUUAGCUGAUUUAGAGUCAGCUCAGUUCAUGGCACCAGAGAAGGAGACCCUGGAAGGGGGGUAUCACUUACGUAGGUGUAAUUUGUCAGAUUUAGCUGCUACAUUCUGGAAGGGGGAAAUCAAGCUACCCGUACCACUUGGUAUUUUGGUGAACUAGACCAGAGCUGUGAAAUGUUACGAGAAAAUGCCGGAGAGAGGAAUCCCAAGAAACUUCUUCACAGACUUAUCUUAACAAAGAAAGACUACACAAUAAGAGAGUUUAUAAAUGAUGGUAAAUACACUGACAAACAACGGGAUGCUAUCUGUAAAGGAAUCGGUAUCGACGUUGGGGAGACGUACAGUAAAUGUUUUAACUGUUGGAGGUUGAACUGGGCAGACUUUCUUGUCCUGGGUCUAGGUAUUGUCAUCGUCGUCGGAAUUUUGGUUGGGUGCGAGGUGGGCGGAAUAGAUUUGGACACGUACGGAGUUGCUGGAGUUGCCACUCUUCCUUUUAUCCUCUCAGUUCUUAACAGGGUUAGGAUGUCGUACAGUCACACUCCUAAAUACUCUGAACUGCCUGCUCUUACUGUCGAGUAACAGUCACACUCCUAAAUACUCCGAACUGCCUACUCUUACUGUCGAGUAACAGUCACACUCCUAAAUACUCUGAACUGCCUGCUCUUACUGUCGAGUAACAGUCACACUCCUAAAUACUCUGAACUGCCUGCUCUUACUGUCGAGUAACAGUCACACUCCUAAAUACUCCGAACUGCCUGCUCUUACUGUCGAGUAACAGUCACACUCCUAAAUACUCCGAACUGCCUGCUCUUACUGUCGAGUAACAGUCACACUCCUAAAUACUCUGAACUGCCUGCUCUUACUGUCGAGUAACAGUCACACUCCUAAAUACUCUGAACUGCCUGCUCUUACUGUCGAGUAACAGUCACACUCCUAAAUACUCUGAACUGCCUGCUCUUACUGUCGAGUAACAGUCACACUCCUAAAUACUCCGAACUGCCUGCUCUUACUGUCGAGUAACAGUCACACUCCUAAAUACUCCGAACUGCCUGCUCUUACUGUCGAGUAACAGUCACACUCCUAAAUACUCUGAACUGCCUGCUCUUACUGUCGAGUAACAGUCACACUCCUAAAUACUCUGAACUGCCUACUCUUACUGUCGAGUAGCAGUCACACUCCUAAAUACUCCGAACUGCCUGCUCUUACUGUCGAGUAACAGUCACACUCCUAAAUACUCUGAACUGCCUACUCUUACUGUCGAGUAACAGUCACACUCCUAAAUACUCUGAACUGCCUGCUCUUACUGUCGAGUAACAGUCACACUCCUAAAUACUCUGAACUGCCUGCUCUUACUGUCGAGUAACAGUCACACUCCUAAAUACUCUGAACUGCCUACUCUUACUGUCGAGUAACAGUCACACUCCUAAAUACUCUGAACUGCCUGCUCUUACUGUCGA
Molecule: messenger RNA, 4130 nt
Organism: Bolinopsis microptera
Lineage: Eukaryota; Metazoa; Ctenophora; Tentaculata; Lobata; Bolinopsidae
Exons: 10
Coding region: 1532-2833 (433 amino acids)
Source: RefSeq, a predicted model, not a curated record